AUGGCGCUGGUUGCUCGGAAACUGGUGUGCUACAAGAUGGACAUGGCUGCACUCAGCGAGGUCCGUUUCUCUGAGCAAGGCCAACUGGAGGAGGUGGGUGCCGGCUACACCUUCUUCUGGAGUGGUCGACCCAGGGCAGAGCGGCGUGACGCGGGUGUCGCUUUUGCCACCCGCAACGACAACAAUACUGCCUAACAGGGGGGGGGGGGGCGUUGCACAAAUCCGUUUAUGGUCAAGGGCAGUCAAUUGGGCUUCCUGCUGUAGUAGUACCGUGACCCAAGGGAAAGGUCGACAGUGGCCUGAGGUGAAAAAACAACGUUAUUUAGGGGAAUACUGCUUACCUCUCCGUGGUGGAGAAGGUCAGGAUGUGCGUCCUAAAAUACCACUCAAGCACGCUGACAGUUGUUUAUGGAUGCAAAAAAUACCGUCCAUCCGGAACGACAUCGUGGAACGACUGCCCUAUCUGCCACAGGGUAUCGGACGCCUGAUGAGCCUGCGCCUGCCCCGCCAGGGAGGCACAUUCGCUAACAUCAUCAGCGCCAGCGCUCAAAAAAUGAUUGGCCUGCCCUCCUGGCGUCUGUGUCAAAGGCGGAUAAGCUGAUGCUCUUGGUGGCUUCGACACCAACUUCGGUAGAGAACCUGCUGCCUGGACAGGAGUGCAAGGGACCCAUAGUCUCAACUGCUCCAAUGACAGUAGCCAGCUCCUUCUACGAACCUGCGCAGAACACCGGCCAAUCCUGACGAACACUUUUUUCCGCACCCCUCCCCUCCGAUGCGAGGGAAGGCCACCUGGAUGCACCAUCGGUCACGAAGCUGACACCUGUUGGACUAUGUCCUUGUCCGGAGGCGGGACCAGCAGGAUGUGCUGGUGGCAAAGGCGAUCCUGAGUGUCAUCUCCAAGAGGAGUAUUCCCUGAAGCCGCGCAGAAGGUCUUAUGAUAAGCAACAACCAGGUAGGUUGAAUACUGUUUUGUUAAAUGUGUCUGCUCACGAUUUCCAUACCAGCAACGGAGAAGCUCAACGGCUGGCCAACCUUCCAAUUACUGCCGCUGCCGAGAACUCCGUGGAGAACCGAGGGUGCCAACUGACGGACACAGUCUAGUCGACCGCCUUGGCUGUUCUCGGCCGCGCACGUCAUCAACAUCAGGGUUGGUUCGACGACACUGGCGCCGCUAUCAGCAACCUGCUCGUCGAAAAGAACCGCCCGCACAAAGCCUACCACAACAAAGUAGCCUUUUACCAUGGUCGCCGUCCUGUGCAGCAGCUGCGGAAAAGGAUGAACGCUUGGACGGCUCGCAGGGCAGAGGAUUUCAAGGGUUCACGUAUCGUAACGAAUGGGAGAACUUCUUCGCCUCAAUCAAAGAUGUCUACGGUCCGCCUACCAAAGGAACCACUCCUCUUCGCGACACUGACGGCAGUACCCUACUCAUUGAGAAGACAAAUUCUACAGUGGUGAGCCGAGCAUUUCAGAGGCGUCUUCAACCGUCCUCCCCACCAUUUUCGACGCCGCCAUCGACCGUCUGCCCCAGAUGGUGAUCAACGCCAACCUCGACCUCCCGUCGUUCCUCCACGAGACCUUUGGGAUCGUGAAGCGGCUCUCUAGCGGUAAAUCGCAUAGAUCAGGCACGAUUCCUGUUGAGAUUUACAAGAACGGUGACCCUCACCUUAUGGACCAUCUAGCAGUGCUCUUCUAUGAAAUUUGGCGUCAAGGACAGGUCUCUCGGGACUUCGAGGACGCCACAAUCGUCCAUCUCUACAAGCGGAAGCGAAAACGCCGACCCUGCGACAACCAUCGAAGCAUUUCUCUGCUGAACAUAGCUGGGAAGAUCUUCUCUCGCAUCUCCCUCAAACGUCUCAACAACCAUCUGGAACAGGAAUCUGAAGAACUGUGA
Spirometra erinaceieuropaei is the source of this 1891-nucleotide messenger RNA. Lineage: Eukaryota; Metazoa; Platyhelminthes; Cestoda; Diphyllobothriidea; Diphyllobothriidae. The record is from the annotation of a GenBank genome assembly.